CAAGCCCACUCCGGCACCAGGCCCACCCCACAAAUCCCCGUGACGACAUGUCCGCCGCCAGCAGCCCCGAAAAAGCAGCCGCCGCCCGGCCGCUGCUAGCCAUGGGUUAACCCCCGAAUGGAAAGCAGCCUAGCCGGUCGACUGUGCGCGUGACCAGGAGAGGGCGAGAGAGCUCUAGAGGAGGUGGUAGUGGAUGAGGAGGAGGAGGAAGUGGACCAUUAGCACCAUCACCACUUUCGCUUUUUUUUAUUUUUUUUUUUUUAUUCUUCUGCACAGCACGUCGGAUCCAGCCGAGAAGCGGAGGGCAUUUUUCUUUAGCCAUUCGGAACCGGAGGAGGAGGGGAGCAGCGGCGGCGGCAGCAGUAGUUCUACCGGCCUUCCAAGCUCGCAACCCGGCUAGGCUGUAGACCACCGCUGCCCGCUGAAGCAGGCCCGACACCCCCAUGGAGUCAUCGGACGACGACACCCUCAGCGAGCGCUCGUGCGUGAGCGAGCCGUCUUUUCGCAGCGAGCGCUCGGAGGGCUCGCUUUCGCCGUGCCCCUCGUCGCUGUACGCCAGCGCCCCAGGAGAUACGCUGCCUUGGAACCUGUCCAAACACGAGCGACGCAAGCGCAGGAGCCAGGAUUCGGUGUUGGACCCCGCGGAGAGGGCGGUGGUCCGCGUGGCAGACGAGCGUGACAGAGUUCAGAAGAAGACUUUCACAAAGUGGGUCAACAAGCAUCUCAUCAAGGUGAGGAAGCACAUCACUGACCUCUAUGAGGACCUGAGAGAUGGGCACAACCUCAUCUCCUUGCUGGAGGUUCUCUCUGGCGUCACCCUGCCCAGAGAGAAAGGCCGCAUGAGAUUUCAUCGACUGCAGAAUGUCCAAAUAGCCCUGGACUUCCUAAAACAAAGACAAGUUAAACUUGUCAACAUCAGAAAUGAUGACAUCACCGACGGAAACCCCAAACUUACACUGGGUCUCAUCUGGACCAUCAUCCUCCACUUCCAGAUUUCCGAGAUUUACGUGUGCGGUGAGUCGGGUGACCUCACCGCCAAAGAGAAGCUGCUGCUAUGGAGCCAGCAGGCUACCGAAGGCUACCCAGGCCUCCGCUGUGCCAACUUCACCUCCUCGUGGAGCGACGGACGCAUGUUCAACGCCCUGCUGCACAGAUACAGACCCGACCUGAUCAACAUGGAGGCGGUCUCACAGCAGAGCAACCGUGACAAUUUAGAGCACGCCUUUGAGAUUGCCGAGUCGCUAGGGGUGACAAGGCUGCUGGACGCCGAGGAUGUGGAUGUUCCCGUUCCAGAUGAAAAAUCAGUCAUCACGUAUGUGUCCUCCAUCUAUGAUGCCUUCCCCAAAAUCCCAGAGGGAGGAGAGGGCAUCGCCGCACAUGAGGUGGAUCAACGCUGGUCCGAAUAUCAGUCCAAGUUCUCGUCUCUGCUCCAAUGGAGCCGCCAGCAAACGGCUAUCAUGUCCAAUAAGAACUUUCCACAGAAUCCAGUAGAACUCAAGGCACUUUACAAUGAGUAUAUCCACUUCAAGGAGACGGAGGUUCCCACCAAAGAGCUGGAAAAAACUCACGUGGAACACCUCUAUAAACUUCUGGAGGUGUGGAUGGAGUUUGGCCGCGUGAAGCUUCCUCCGGGCCUCCACCCCAACGACUUGGAGGAGGAGUGGGGCAAACUCAUCCUGGAGAUGCUGGAGAGGGAGAAGGUUCUCCGACCUGCCGUGGACAGGCUGGAGUUGCUGCUUCAGAGAGCGAACAAGUUCCAGAACCUCGCCUUGGACUGCGAAGAGAAGAUCACCCUGGCCAAGAACACGUUACAAGCCGACAUGUCGCGGUCUGAGAGCGGCGAGGCGGUGCAGUGCGAGAGCGAACUGGCCUCCUACUUGCACAACUGCGAGGCGCUGAUGGCACAGAUGCAGCAGGAGCUCAAAAUGCUCCAAAAUGAAAAAUACUACCAAGUGGAGCAGCUCGCAUUCAGAUUGACGUGCCUUGAAGAAGAGCUGGUCUCUCUCCGACUUCACUGUUCCAGCCUGUACAGAAAAGGUCACUUCACGAUUGGCGAGCAUCUCAGCCAGCGCGCCCCCGCCGAGGGCCCCGGGUUCUCUCUAGGCCAGACUCUGCUGGGGGCCGCCGGUUCUGCAGAGGCUACUCUUCUUCGCCGCCCGAUGACUCGUUCCCAACUGGUGGCCAUGUCCUCGUCAGAGGACGAGGGCAGCCUGAGGUUCAUUUACGAGCUUCUCGGAUGGGUGGAAGAGACGCAGGAGCUUUUGGAAGGAGCUGAAUGGGGGGCGGACCUUCCUUCGGUGGAAAACAACCUGCAGGAACAUAAUAGUGUGCACGCCGCUGUGGAGGAGCUGAUGAGCGGCCUGCAGGAGGCUCGCAGCUACGAGGCCAAAGUGUCGACCAACUUCAGGAGCAACUACUGCGAGACGCUGGCCAAACUGGAGCAGCAGUACUGCAAACUACGGGAGCUCUCGUCGUGGCGGCUACGCAGCCUCGAGAGUCUUCAUUCUCUGGUGCGCGAGUGCACCGAGGAGCUGAUCUGGCUGAACGAGCGCGAGGAGGACGAGAUCGCCUUCGACUGGAGCCACAACAACACCAACAUGGAUGCCAAGCGGGAGAUGUACAGUGAGUUGCGGUCCGAACUAGACGAGAAACACAGCGUGAUGCGGUCCCUCCAGGAAAUGGCGCUGCGCCUGUGUCAGGAAAACCAUCCCGCCAAGCAGACUCUGGAGGCGUACAGUGCUGCGUUGCAGACGCAAUGGCAGUGGGUGGACCAGCUUUGCUUAUGUGUGGAGCAGCAUCUGAAAGACAACACGGCCUACUUCCAGUUCAUGAGCGAUGUGCGCGACUGCGAAUCGUACCUGAGGCAGCUGCAGGAGAGCAUCAAGAGGCAGUACACCUGCGACCGAAACAGCCGCCUCAGCAGGCUGGAGGAUCUGUUGCAGGACUCCAUGGACGAGAAAGAGAAGCUGAUCGAGCAUCGCGGCAAGGUGGCCAGCCUGGUGGGCCGCGCCAAGACACUGGUGCAGCUGCGCCCCCGCUGCCCCGACAGCCACCUGCCAGCGGCCAUGCCCGUCCACGCUGUCUGCGACUACAAACAGAUUGAGACAAACGUUCAGAUCACGAUAACCCGCGGCGAGGAAUGCGUGCUGGAGGACAACGGGCAGCGCACCAAGUGGAAGGUGAUCAGUUCCACGGGCAACGAAGCCAUGGUGCCGUCCGUCUGCUUCACCGUGCCGCCGCCCAAUCAGGAGACCAUCAAUGCUGCCAGCAGGAUAGAGCAGUUGUACCAGCAAGUUAUGUCGCUGUGGCACCAGAUGCACAUCAACAUGAAGAGCGUGGUCUCCUGGCACUACCUCCUCAAAGACCUCCGCACCGUCUCCGAAUGGAAUCUGGACACGGUCCGCAGGCAGUCCGCUUCAGAGCGUCAGCGAGUCCUGGACCACCUGGACUCCCACUUGUCCGACUUUCUGUCUGACAGCAGAGAAAGCGCACUGUUCACGCCGGCCGAGCGGCGCGAGCUGGAGGCGGACGUCCGGCAAGCCGAGCAGCGCUGCCGUGACCUUUUGCUCAACAUGGAGAGUGAGGAGAAAGACGAGACGCUGUCUCGCUCGUACAUGUCGGAGCUGCAGAACGUCACCCUGCGUCUCAACGAGGCCGAGCAGCGAUUGAUUAGCGCCAUCCAGACACCGAGCCGGCUCUCGGAUGACAGUGCAGAUAAUGCCGUCAGGAUAGCCGAACAGGAGAAACUGGAGUGUGAACUGGACGCGCUUCGCUCUAACCUGGGCGGCGUGUCUCAGAGCUGCGUGGCCUUCUUGGAGGAGAAGCCUGCAUUCUCAAGCGUCCCCGCCAUGCGCUCGGAGCUCAACCAGGCCGUGAAGAAGAUGGACAAGCUGCACCACCUCUCAUCUGUCUUUCUGCAAAAAUUAAAAACUGUGGACGUGCUGCUGCGCUGCCUGGAAGAGGCGGAGAGUCAGGUCAAGAAGUACGAGAGCAGGCUGAGCGAAGAGGACAUCCUUCCUGCAGACACGGCAGCCAUCCAAAGCCUAAGAGAUCAAUUGGGGAAGUGGCAGUGCGAGCUCUCCGAGCAGGAGGGCGUCUUCGAGUCCCUUCAGUCGGACGUCCUCCAGGCCAAAGAGGCGACGUCCCGUCUCACCGUCCUCCACCCGGACCGCAACCCCGAGAUGGAGCGCGGGAACACACCGGCUGGGACCACUGACAGCAAGGCGCUCUCCGAGCAACUGGCGCAGCAGACGGCUUUGGUCGCUGAGAUCGAAGACAACCAGACCAAACUCGAUGAUUGCCAGGCUCACUCCAAACAUUACUGCACCUCAGUCAAGGAUUACGAGCUUCAGCUGAUGACUUUCAGAGCCUUCGUGGAGUCCAUGCACAAGUCACUGGUGAAGAGGAGGAGGAUGCACUCUUCCUCUGACGCCAUCACUCAGGAGUUCAUGGACCUGCGCACACGCUACACAGCAUUGGUCACGUUGACUACGCAACAUGUCAAAUACAUCAGUGACGCCCUCAGACGACUCGAAGAAGAAGAAAAAGAGGUGGAGGAGGAGAAGGAAGCCAGGGUGGGCCAGGUGUCGGACCUCCUGGCAUGGAUUGGAGGUCUUCAGGGACGGACCGGAGGCCCCAACGCUGAGUCAUCACUUGCUGCGCAGCAGGCCAUCAGCGAGCAACUUGCCGCCAAGAAAGACGAUGUGGCCGAAGCCAUCAGAAGCACGCAGGUCUUUCUCCUUUCCAAACAAGCUGCCAAGCUGUCCCCGGAUGAGCGCGCCCACGUAGAGGCGCAGCUGGACCAGCUGACGUCCACUUACCAGAACAUGUGCGAGGCCUCCAUGCAGCAGAUGCAGCAGCUGGAGCAGCAACUGGCCAGGGAGGAGGAGAGGAAGGUGCCCCCUUGCAUUGCUGGCGUGAUCGACCUGGGAAGUGUGGAAACCUUCCCAGUCUUCCAAGCUGCCCAACGGGGUCUGAUUGACCAAGACACGACUCGUAUUCUCCUGGAGGCCCAGCUUGUCACCACAGGGGGGCUCCUCUCUCCUGACCCCUCCCUCGUCCUCUCUGUCGAUGAAAGUUUUGCUAGAGGUUUGAUUGAUGCUCACACCAGGCAGUCCCUCUCAGAACUGGAGAGCACUUGGCUUUUGGUGGAAUCUGCAACCGGUGGCCAACAACUGAAUGUGCAUGCGUUAUCGUCAGCUGUGGAGGCGGGACUCAUUCAAGAGAAGGCAGGAAUUCGCAUUCUCGAAAUUCUAAUGCGAGAAGAAGACUUGAAGCUUUUGUCAUCCAGGAGCCUUCAGACCAAGCUUGAGUCUAGGCUUAAACGCAGAGAGCUGAUAGAUCCAAACACAGCUGAGACAGUAAACCUAACCGAGUUGCUUCGGCGCUGCAUCCCAGAUGACAACUCGGGUCUUCUCCUGCUUCCUAUCAAACAGCAACCUGGAGGAAGUGUCUGCCUCCGCUCCGAUAGAAAAGUUGGCAUCUUCCGUGCCAUUGAAGAAGGUCUGAUCGAUCGGGAAGUGGCCAAGCGGCUCCUGGAAGCUCAGCUGUUUGCUGGUGGGAUUGUCGACCCCCGAUCUGGACACAGGCUGACCAUUCAUGAGGCGCUUCGUCACGGACUCAUGGACCAGGACUUGGCUUGCUCCCUGUUUGUGCGACAGCUCAAAAAUGGUGGGAUUCUCGACCCUGUAACUAGAGAACGUUUGGAUUUGGAGAAUAGUGUCGACAGAGACCUUCUCUCCACUUGUAUGUCUCUUUUGGUCCUUGAAUCACUCUGGACGUUUAUGGGAAUGCUGUGGCCUGAAUCUGGUGAAAUCCUGUCCAUCUCGGAAGCUCUUCAGCAAGGAGUUAUCUCAGAGGAGCUGGCACGAAACAUCCUCAGGCAGCGUCAUGCUGUCGGAGCACUAUACAACUCAGAAACUCUUCAGUUGCUGUCCUUUGAGGAAGUUCUAGAUCACAGUGUCAUCCAUAUUCUCAAAGGCAUCCAUUUGCCAGAUGUACUCGUCAACAUAAACCCGUCGGGCACACCAUCUCUGAACCGCCUGAGUUGGGGUUCUUCAAGCUCGGCACCUUUAACAUCCUCUCCUGCCAGCCGGGUGUUGGAUGCCAAAGCAGCAAACGGGAUGGAUACCAACCAGCAAGCUAAACACAAGUUGCUCUUCCACCUCAUGACUCACAGCUAUGUGGACGCCCACUCAGGAAAACGCAUUGUGGUGUUUGACCCCGAGUUGCUGGAGUUAGUUAACACAAUUCAGUCAAUGGUUGGACACGUGGCUAGUAGUGACAAAGUUGAGACUUGUGUCAGUCUGACCACACAAAAAGAUAAUGUCAUCGCAAUGAAUUUGAUGGAAAAACACAUUACUGACAGGGAACCAGAGUCAAAAGACAGAACUUCCAAUAGAGUCACACCAACCAAAUACUUGGAGCCCAAAAGCAGAAACGAGCAGGGAGACAGUUACAAAGCUAAACCUUUGAUUGACAGGGAACCAGAGUCAAAAGACAGAACUUUCAAUCGAGUCACACCAACCAAAUACUUGGAGACCAAAAGCAGAAACGAGCAGGGAGACAGUUAUAAAGCUAAACCUGAGCCUUUGGGAACUAUGAAGAUUAAUUUUGACAGAUCAUCAGACACUAUCGGAGAUAAAAGCAUAAAUGGAGAAAAAGGAACAUCUAGUCUUGAGAUUUCAACAGAAAAGCUCGAAAGUCUAAGCGAGAAAUCUAUAAAUGACACAGAAGAUGAGCUUGCAGCUGAAUCCGAUCUCCUGCAGACAACACUCGAGCUGGAAAACAUGGAAAACAUUUUCAAAAGUUCCGGAAACGAAGAUUCCAAUUCAAAGCAUUUGAGGAAACCUGAAAGGGCUGAAUCUGAGUCUGAAUCGAAGCUGGCCAAACCUGUUGUUGAUGUCCCUGAAUCUGCAUCUGAAGAUGAUGAUGCUGAACUGUCUAGGUUGGUCUAUGACCUCUCUGAGGGAGGUCUGAUGACGGAAGACGGUGAAAAGUUGCUCCCUGACGAAGCGGUUGCUCAGGGCAUCCUUCCCGGUCACACUGCGGUCAAAUUAAUGGCUCACAUAGGAUUAUUUGGCGGUUUCCUCGAUGCUAAAAGCGGUGAGUCUCUGAGCAUAGAUGACAUCAUGAAGGAAGGUUUACUGGAUGAAGAACUGAUGUGGAGUGUCCUAAAGUCGGAUAAAACACUUGCAGGCAUCGUGGAUGUGGAGAAAAAUCUUAUAUGUGGGGUUAGGGAGGCAGCUCAGGCUGGUUUGAUUGAUGGCACCACUGCAACUCGACUCCUCGAAGCCCAGGUGGCGGCUGGAGGUAUAGUGGACCUCCAUAGGGAUAAGAAAGUCUCCGUUACCUUGGCUUCAAACCUUGGACUGAUAGAGGACGAUCAAAGAGAAACACUUCUUGCACUUGAGAAGGCGUACCAAGGAAAAGUGAGCGGGACUGAAGUAGCCCUCACUAAAGCAGGUUUACAGCUACAGAUGGAAGGCGUUAUUGACCCAGAGACUGAGUGUCCUGUUCCUUUGGAACAAGCCAUUGAGAAGUGCUUAAUAAACUCCACACAUGCAUUUCAGGUGUUGCUUAGACAGGUGGCCGAGGGCGGGAUAAUCCAUCACGCUUCGGGAAUGAGGCUGUCAGUGUCUGAUGCCGUAGACAGAGGUCUUGUGGAUCGAUCACUCGCUCCCGGCUUGGAGGAGAUCGAGUGGGCUUACCAAGGUAAAGGCAGCUCCUCAAACAUGGAGGCUGUCGUUUUACAAGCAUCAACUGGAGCAAUUUUUGACCCCCAGUCAAGAUGUAGAGUCACAUUGAGCGAGGCUGUUAUUCGGGGGCUUCUGGAUGAGGAGGUUGCAAAUGAAGCUAUGGCUUCAAGCACAGCGGCGCAGGGGGUGCUUGACCCCCAAACUGCUCUGAUUUUGCCUUACUCAGACCUUGUAAGAAAGGGUAAGAUAGACAUUGAGACGGGCAAGCGAUUUUUGGAAGUGAAACCAUUCAGUGGGAUAGAGAACAAACAAACAAAGUGCCGCAUGACUCUUUCUGAAGCUUUAUAUGCAAAACAAGUUGACCCAAUUCCAGCUCUGAGACUGCUCCAAUGCCAAGCAGACAGUGGUGGCAUCGUUGAUAUCACCACUGGCAAAAGACUUCCUCUGCGUGAAGCAUCUGAAAAGGAUUUAGUCUCUGAGGAGAUGAGUUUAGAAAUUGCCAUUUACCAGAUUAUGAAAGGCGGUUUAGUUAAUCCAGCAAAUGGUCAGCAAGUUUUGAAUCUCAGUGAUGCAGUUGCUUUGCGGCUGAUUUCUAGUGACAUGGCUUCAGAAAUCAAGGAAAAAUUGACUCUUUUGAAGAUAAAAAAUGAUGAUGAUGAUGAUGAUGCACCCGCUAUCACCUCAUCACGAAGCAUAGACAGCCCAGAUAUGCCUUCAUGGGGUAGUGUAGAACCUUUGACUUCUUCAGAAUCCAUUGACGUCAUAACCGAAGUAGACAAGCCACUGGAGUCAGAUCUGUCCAUCGACCUUUUGAGUAACUUUGCUGCAAAUGUUGAGAAGAGAAUACAGCAAGCCCUAGAGGAGGCCAUACCACAGAUUGCUACAGCAAAGAAGAUUCUGAAACCAAAGACGGUAGAAGAGUUACAGAUGAACACAAGUGAACAAAAAGGAUGUACAUCUGAACGUUUGGUUCCAGAAUCGAUUCUUGCAUGUGACAGAGAUUAUGACGACAUUCAUGAAGAAGACACAACAAAGUCAGAUGGGAUCCCUAAGAAGUUGCUGUCUAAAUCCAGUGAUGCGAAAGUUAUGUCGGUCAAAGACUUUGAUUGUCCACCGACUGACUCCAGAACAUCUGAUGAGGAAGAACAUGUCAAACCAAGUGACGAGGACUGUAAGAUCGGGGAGGUUGUAGCGAGGAAUGAUGGAGAAACAGAAAACAUUUUGACCUUUGAAAUGCAGGCUACUUCUGCCAUGGAGCAGCAAGAACUGAUGUUGGAGGAGGCCCUAUUGCAAAUCGGUAGCUCAGAUAAGAUUCCUGAACCAACGAAUGCAGAUAAACUACAGAAAAGUCAACAGAGCACAGAUGAACAAAAACAAAGCAUACCUGAAGGUUUUGACGCAGCGUGGAUUCACGAAUGUGACUCUAAUGUUAACAAAAGUGUUAUGGAAGAGGACAGGAAAAAAUCAGAUGGUAAACUUGAGAAGAUGCUGGGUAUGCAUAACGUUGUUGGUCCGCUGACUGACUCGAAAACAGUGGACCAGAAGGAUGAUAAAAAAGAACGAGUUCAAACAAGUGAGGAGGAAACUAGUGUGCAGUAUGUCGCAGAAGCCAAUGAUGGUGAAAGAGAGAAUAUUUGCAUUGAAACCGAGGCUCUUUGUGCCUUGCAGCAGCCAGAACUGCUACUGAAGAAGGCAGUGCGGCAAAUUGAUGGGACAGAAAGGAUUCCUCAACCCGCGGCUGCAGACAAAUCACGAGUAAGUCAGCAGAGCACAGAUGGGCAAAAAGGUGCCACACCUGAAAGUUGGGUUCGAGAAUCAAUUCAAGUGCAUGACAUGUUUGUUGAGAAGGAUGACGCUGAUGUUGAUAAAAGUGUGAAGGAAAAGGAUGGACAAAUGUCAGGUAGGAAACUGGAAAAGUUGCACUCUAGAUUGGGUGAUGAGAGAAGUACGUUGGCCCAGAUCACAGAUGGACACCCAUCACCCAACACAAAUAACGUAGAAGAUGACUGUGAGAAAUUUGAGAUUUCCGAGAAGAGCGUGAACAAGGGAACCGAACAAAUCGGACUUGAGUGCUUUGAGCUGCUGAAGGUUCUGGGAAAUGGUACCUAUGGAAAGUCAUCACAAGUGCAUCAGGAGUGCUUAGAGCGCGACCAAAGGAUCAUAGCGCUUGUCUCCAUGGUCAGACACCUGGAAGUCAGACUCAAGCAGCAGCAGCAGCAGUCGGGUGGACGCAGUCUCGUCGCCUUGGAUGACAUCAUCAGGCAGACACAGGAUCUGGAAGUGGAGCUGCGAGAGCUGGAGCCUGAGGUCACCACAGAAGUGAAGGCUGCCCAGAUGCUCUUGAUGCACCACCCCGGAGAUGUUCCUCCACAGCUCCUUAUAGCUUUGGAGAAGGACCAGAAGAGCUUGACUCGAGCGUACCAGGCGGCCAAAACACUUUCUGGGGACAUGCUGCAAAACCUGCGAGACCGCAGAGAUUCAUACAAGGUGUUGCUUAGACAGGUGGCCGAGGGCGGGAUAAUCCAUCACGCUUCGGGAAUGAGGCUGUCAGUGUCUGAUGCCGUAGACAGAGGUCUUGUGGAUCGAUCACUCGCUCCCGGCUUGGAGGAGAUCGAGUGGGCUUACCAAGAAUCGAUUCAUGCAUGUGACAGAGAUUAUGACGACAUUAAUGAAGAAGACACAACAAAGUCAGAUGGGAUCCCUAAGAAGUUGCUGUCUAAAUCCAGUGAUGCGAAAGUUAUGUCGGUCAUAGACUUUGAUUGUCCACUGACUGACUCCAGAACAUCUGAUGAGGAAGAACACAUCAAACCAAGUGACGAGGACUGUAAGAUGGGGGAAGUUGUAGCGAGGAAUGAUGGAGAAACAGAAAAUAUUUUGACCUUUGAAAUGCAGGCUACUUCUGCCAUGGAGCAGCAAGAACUGAUGUUGGAGGAGGCCCUAUUGCAAAUCGGUAGCUCAGAUAAGAUUCCUGAACCACCGAAUGCAGAUAAACUACAGAAAAGUCAACAGAGCACAGAUGAACAAAAACAAAGCAUACCUGGAGGUUUUGACGCAGCGUGGAUUCACGAAUGUGACUCUAAUGUUAACAAAAGUGUUAUGGAAGAGGACAGGAAAAAAUCAGAUGGUAAACUUGAGAAGAUGCUGGGUAUGCAUAACGUUGUUGGUCCGCUGACUGACUCGAAAACAGUGGACCAGAAGGAUGAUAAAAAAGAACGAGUUCAAACAAGUGAGGAGGAAACUAGUGUGCAGUAUGUCGCAGAAGCCAAUGAUGGUGAAAGAGAGAAUAUUUGCAUUGAAACCGAGGCUCUUUGUGCCUUGCAGCAGCCAGAACUGCUACUGAAGAAGGCAGUGCGGCAAAUUGAUGGGACAGAAAGGAUUCCUCAACCCGCGGCUGCAGACAAAUCACGAGUAAGUCAGCAGAGCACAGAUGGGCAAAAAGGUGCCACACCUGAAAGUUGGCUUCGAGAAUCAAUUCAAGCGCACGACAUGUUUAUUGAGAACGAUGACGCUGAUGUUGAUAAAAGUGUGAAGGAAAAGGAUGGACAAAUGUCAGGUAGGAAACUGGAAAAGUUGCACUCUAGAUUGGGUGAUGAGAGAAGUACGUUGGCCCAGAUCACAGAUGGUUCAUCAAGUGAGCCCCUAAGAACACGCAACAAGGAAAGCAGGAUGGGCGAUGUCGAGAGGAACGAUGCCGAAAGAGAGAAAACUUUGAGCUUUGAAAAAGAGGAUUCUUUAGUCACGGAAAAGGAAGAACCGCUAUUUGAGUCUUUGGCUAAAGAAAGUAAAACCAAGAAAAAGAAGAGGAGUAAAAAGAAGGCAAAGGUAGCAGAGGAAGACGAUAAAACACAGCAACCAGAAAUCAAACUUGGACCUGAAACCUGUCAGCCAGAGAAAGCAUCGUCGAGUCACGGCAAGACAUUGGGCGCUCUUCAAGAGGACAACACUGAAUCACAGAAAGAACCAGAUGCUGAACCUCAUGUGGUAAAACGACACCAAAAUGAGGAAACUGACCAUGGGAAUGUUAGAGCCCCAUCAUUGGAUAGCACUGACAAGAAGAGGAUGCAGCGGAAACAUGAAGCCGAAGACCCUCAGUCGAGCCCGAAGCAACUACAACAAUCAAUCAGCAGUCAAGUGGUGAUCGGAAAUAGCAAGCAGGAGGUAACUUCAAAAGCGGGUAUGUUGGCUGAACAGAAGGCCACCAUGAAACUGAAAACGAGAGAGAGCGACGUCAAGAAGGUGUUUGAGGCUGGCGUCAGCGAAAGGAAGGCUGCUGAGGAAGUUGGGAAGAGGGAGACCACAGAGACAGAAGCGUAUCUCAAGAGUGGUGACAAGAGCGAGGAGCAGGACAAACUAGAACCGGCAGUUGCCAAAGUGAAUGCGAGUGUUUCUAUAUAUGAGAGCUUCAAGAAGGAGCAGCUUCCAACUGCCAAGCCCGCAGAGAGUAAGCGAAGUAAGAAGUUCAAGCGUUUCAAAGCUCAACCUUCCGAAUCACACGCAGAUCAGAAAUACCCAGAGGAACCGAAGCGUGGCUCUCUUGAAGAAAAGCCUUCAGACAAGACGAAAGUUGGUGAUUCUUGCGAGGAACUCGCAAGACAACCGCAUCAUCAUCCCGAGGCCCAGUCUGGUGCUUGCGGCACAGGAGCAGAAGUAGAGAAGAAAGAGCGUCUACCACACAACGUUACUACUACCAGAGGUCUUGAAGUGAAGUCUCCAAAAACCGCCCCCCUCCUCUCAGAAGAGGUGUCAGCUGACUCAGGAUCAACAGGACCUCCCGAGUCACUUCCAGCUUUUGCCAGUCAAGGAGCAGCAGAUGAUGAAGAAGUGAUGUUAAGUGAAGAUGAAGUGGAAUCCACUUCUGGCAAGUCAUCACGAGUGCAUCAGGAGUGCUUAGAGAGCAACCAAAGGAUCAUAGCGCUUGUCUCCAUGGUCAGACACCUGGAAGUCAGACUCAAGCAGCAGCAGCAGCAGUCGGGUGGACGCAGUCUCGUCGCCUUGGAUGACAUCAUCAGGCAGGAACAGGAUCUGGAAGUGGAGCUGCGAGAGCUGGAGCCUGAGGUCACCACAGAAGUGAAGGCUGCCCAGAUGCUCUUGAUGCACCACCCCGGAGAUGUUCCUCCACAGCUCCUUAUAGCUUUGGAGAAGGACCAGAAGAGCUUGACUCAAGCGUACCAGGCGGCCAAAACACUUUCUGGGGACAUGCUGCAAAACCUGCGAGACCGCAGAGAUUCAUACAAGGUUCAACAAAAAAUUAUCAGAUUUAUUUUUUUACAAAUGGAGGCUCUGCUCUCCUGGGUGAGGGAGACAGAGGCACUUGCAAAUGAAGAGAGUGAAACUCUGGAUGAAGAUGGCCGACUUUUGCAUCAGUUGCGUCUUUCCCAGGAUCUUCAGAGCAGGCUGAUGUCCCGCUCUGGCGACGUGGCCCAAGUGGCCUCAGACGUCCAAGUUUUUGUUUCGGAGCGGGCACAGGACCUGGCGCCCCAGCAGAGCAGGUGCCUUCUGGGGCAGCUGCAGCAGCUGCAUAGGGCCUUCCACAGUGCGACGGGACAAGCUCGGGCCCGGGCAGCCGCUCAGCGGGAGCAUGAGGAGGAAUGGCGGCACCAGAAGGAAAGGAGAGCCGACGUCGAGGUCAAGCUGAAGGAGAAACAGGAUGAUAAAAAAGAACGAGUUCAAACAAGUGAGGAGGAAACUAGUGUGCAGUAUGUCGCAGAAGCCAAUGAUGGUGAAAGAGAGAAUAUUUGCAUUGAAACCGAGGCUCUUUGUGCCUUGCAGCAGCCAGAACUGCUACUGAAGAAGGCAGUGCGGCAAAUUGAUGGGACAGAAAGGAUUCCUCAACCCGCGGCUGCAGACAAAUCACGAGUAAGUCAGCAGAGCACAGAUGGGCAAAAAGGUGCCACACCUGAAAGUUGGCUUCGAGAAUCAAUUCAAGCGCACGACAUGUUUAUUGAGAACGAUGACGCUGAUGUUGAUAAAAGUGUGAAGGAAAAGGAUGGACAAAUGUCAGGUAGGAAACUGGAAAAGUUGCACUCUAGAUUGGGUGAUGAGAGAAGUACGUUGGCCCAGAUCACAGAUGGUUCAUCAAGUGAGCCCCUAAGAACACGCAACAAGGAAAGCAGGAUGGGCGAUGUCGAGAGGAACGAUGCCGAAAGAGAGAAAACUUUGAGCUUUGAAAAAGAGGAUUCUUUAGUCACGGAAAAGGAAGAACCGCUAUUUGAGUCUUUGGCUAAAGAAAGUAAAACCAAGAAAAAGAAGAGGAGUAAAAAGAAGGCAAAGGUAGCAGAGGAAGACGAUAAAACACAGCAACCAGAAAUCAAACUUGGACCUGAAACCUGUCAGCCAGAGAAAGCAUCGUCGAGUCACGGCAAGACAUUGGGCGCUCUUCAAGAGGACAACACUGAAUCACAGAAAGAACCAGAUGCUGAACCUCAUGUGGUAAAACGACACCAAAAUGAGGAAACUGACCAUGGGAAUGUUAGAGCCCCAUCAUUGGAUAGCACUGACAAGAAGAGGAUGCAGCGGAAACAUGAAGCCGAAGACCCUCAGUCGAGCCCGAAGCAACUACAACAAUCAAUCAGCAGUCAAGUGGUGAUCGGAAAUAGCAAGCAGGAGGUAACUUCAAAAGCGGGUAUGUUGGCUGAACAGAAGGCCACCAUGAAACUGAAAACGAGAGAGAGCGACGUCAAGAAGGUGUUUGAGGCUGGCGUCAGCGAAAGGAAGGCUGCUGAGGAAGUUGGGAAGAGGGAGACCACAGAGACAGAAGCGUAUCUCAAGAGUGGUGACAAGAGCGAGGAGCAGGACAAACUAGAACCGGCAGUUGCCAAAGUGAAUGCGAGUGUUUCUAUAUAUGAGAGCUUCAAGAAGGAGCAGCUUCCAACUGCCAAGCCCGCAGAGAGUAAGCGAAGUAAGAAGUUCAAGCGUUUCAAAGCUCAACCUUCCGAAUCACACGCAGAUCAGAAAUACCCAGAGGAACCGAAGCGUGGCUCUCUUGAAGAAAAGCCUUCAGACAAGACGAAAGUUGGUGAUUCUUGCGAGGAACUCGCAAGACAACCGCAUCAUCAUCCCGAGGCCCAGUCUGGUGCUUGCGGCACAGGAGCAGAAGUAGAGAAGAAAGAGCGUCUACCACACAACGUUACUACUACCAGAGGUCUUGAAGUGAAGUCUCCAAAAACCGCCCCCCUCCUCUCAGAAGAGGUGUCAGCUGACUCAGGAUCAACAGGACCUCCCGAGUCACUUCCAGCUUUUGCCAGUCAAGGAGCAGCAGAUGAUGAAGAAGUGAUGUUAAGUGAAGAUGAAGUGGAAUCCACUUCUGGCAAGUCAUCACGAGUGCAUCAGGAGUGCUUAGAGAGCAACCAAAGGAUCAUAGCGCUUGUCUCCAUGGUCAGACACCUGGAAGUCAGACUCAAGCAGCAGCAGCAGCAGUCGGGUGGACGCAGUCUCGUCGCCUUGGAUGACAUCAUCAGGCAGGAACAGGAUCUGGAAGUGGAGCUGCGAGAGCUGGAGCCUGAGGUCACCACAGAAGUGAAGGCUGCCCAGAUGCUCUUGAUGCACCACCCCGGAGAUGUUCCUCCACAGCUCCUUAUAGCUUUGGAGAAGGACCAGAAGAGCUUGACUCAAGCGUACCAGGCGGCCAAAACACUUUCUGGGGACAUGCUGCAAAACCUGCGAGACCGCAGAGAUUCAUACAAGGAGGCCAUAGAAGCUGAACUGAAAUCACUUGGUAGACAAAUGGAGGCUCUGCUCUCCUGGGUGAGGGAGACAGAGGCACUUGCAAAUGAAGAGAGUGAAACUCUGGAUGAAGAUGGCCGACUUUUGCAUCAGUUGCGUCUUUCCCAGGAUCUUCAGAGCAGGCUGAUGUCCCGCUCUGGCGACGUGGCCCAAGUGGCCUCAGACGUCCAAGUUUUUGUUUCGGAGCGGGCACAGGACCUGGCGCCCCAGCAGAGCAGGUGCCUUCUGGGGCAGCUGCAGCAGCUGCAUAGGGCCUUCCACAGUGCGACGGGACAAGCUCGGGCCCGGGCAGCCGCUCAGCGGGAGCAUGAGGAGGAAUGGCGGCACCAGAAGGAAAGGAGAGCCGACGUCGAGGUCAAGCUGAAGGAGAAACAGGUGGUCCUGCAACAGAAAGCGGAAUGUUCUCACAAACUGGAAGAUCUCAGGGCCUGGUUGGCAGGAGCCGCCGCCACUCUGGCAAAUCAGAGAGUGGAAUCGACAACGGAAUCAGAUGACGUGAGCGUCCUGCAGGACAGGCAAAAAAAGCUAAAGGAAGUGCAGAAGGACCUCCAGACCCGAUCGGAAGAAGUGGCCGAGGCCAUCCGCUCUGUGGAGGACUUGCUGGCCGAGCAAGGGGAAAAUUUGAGUGCGGAGGAGCGAGAGGGCCUGCAGGUGGAACUGAUGCGGAUGAAGGAGCAGUACUCCGCACUGAUGGAGGCGGCCAACGCGUCCGUGACUGAGGUGGAAACUACUAUCGACGCAACACUGCAGCACAACACACAGAGGGCUAAAGCCUUUGAGGAGCUCCAGCAGACCCAGAACCAGAUGGACUCCCUGCUGAAGGACUUAACCGCCGCUCACCCAUCAGCAGCUCAAGACGUUCCCGACCUGCCUUCCUCGCACCCUGAUUCCGCCGUCACAUCCCACACGGGGGCGCUGCAGGCCGAACUUCAGCGACUGCAGGCACAGCAGACCCAGCUUCUCCACAUCAGCCAAUCAGUUCGCGCGCUGCUGGACCAGCCCGACUCCACGGUUCCUCCUGAGGAGAAGCGACGUCUGCGAGCCACGCUUGAUCAGCUGCAGUCUGAGCACCAGCAGAAGCUACACACCUGCCAGGAGCAACUGAGGAAGUCUGAGGCGUUGAAGGACGAGCUGACAAAGUUUCUCCAGGAGCACAGCGAUCUGGGCGCUUGGCUUGAGCAGUGUGAGCAGGAGCUGAAAUGUUUGGGGGAAGGCGAAACGGACGCUCAAGAACUGAAGAACCGACUGGAGGAGCACAGAAAGCUGGCCGAGGACAUCAUCUGCCACAAGGCCGACCUGCGCUUCGUUUCCAUCUCCGGUCAGAAGGUUCUGGACUCCUGUCAGGCCGCCCUGGAACAGCAAGAAGGCGCGGGCGAUGCUGCUGCCCUGGAGGCCACCAAGCAGCUGGUGACGGACCAGCUGCAAGAAGCAAACCACAGAUAUACCUCACUCCAUGCCAAGUCGUCAGAGUUGGGUGGACGCCUGUCAGGACUGCUGGAGCGCUACCAGCAGUACCAGGACGAGGUGGUCUCGCUCCACUCUUGGCUCAGCGUCCAGGAGCAGAACCAAAGCAUCGCCAAGCCUUGCGGAUCGACCGACCCCCAAGCCCUGCAAGACACCCUGCGGCAAGUCCGGCUACUGCAGGAUGAGAUGGCCGAGCGUUCGGUUCAGUUGGAGAAGGUGAAGCGAACUGGAAGAGUUCUGGUCAGCGUGGAUGAGUUUCCCUCCCUGAAGGCUGUGGACAUCUUGUGUGCCGCAGACGGUUUGGAGAAAAGGUUCUCAUCUCUGACGGCAUCCGUAUCGGAACGGGCCAAGCAGCUCCAGACGGCCGUGGCCCAGUCGGUGAGUGUGCAGGAGGGCUUGAAGGCUCUGCUGGCCUGGCUCGACACCCUGGAUCUGGACCCCGCACCCGUGGAGCCAACGGUGCAGGCGCUGCAGGACGCCCUGACUCAGAAUCAGAAACUUCGUCAGGAGCUCGUAUCGCGGCAGGGCAGUGUGGAGGCCACGCAGGACUCUGUCUCAAAGUUGCUCCAAAGCCCCGAUACCCCCAUGGCAUCGGGCUUGCAGGGGUCGCUGGACGAACUUCGGCAAAGGUUCGCCGCCGGCCAGGUCAGCCAAGCAGAGCGGGAAGCAGAGCUUAAAAGGUUGUUGCCACGGAUGGAGAACUAUGAACGACUAGCAGGCGACCUGCGGGCCUUCAUCCAGAGUCGUGCCAAAGCUCUGAGCCCGGCGGGGCAGCCUGAUCGCUGCGUGAAUGACUACCGGCAGAAUGUGGAGGAAGUGAAGUCGGAGCUGCAACAGGAAGCGCCUCAGCUGAAGUCUUUCUGCAGCCUGACAGAAGAGGUCAGCACAUCACAAGUUUUGGGUCACACACAAAGCCUCCUAGAACACGUCAAAGGCAUGUCGGAUGACUUCAAGCAAUUGGAGGACGAUGUCAACCAAAGACUGGCGGCCAUUUUGGCUUGCGAGCAGCAGCUGCUCCACUUCCGUGGACUCUCUGGCUCCCUCCUCAGAUGGCUUCAGGCGGCGCAGGAGCAGCUGCCCACCAAGGAGGUCGCCCUGGACACUGAGGCGCUGCAGAGGCGAGUGCAGCAGCUGCAGGAGCUGUUGAAGGAGUGGGAGUCACAGGCGUCCAGGGUGCAGGAAUUGAACAAGAGCAGCUCCGAACUGGAGGCGCAAGUCAUUGACAUCACAGCCCCACAGAACAAAUCGGGUGCUCCCCAAAUCAAUGGCUCUGCUCCCGGGAGCGUCAACGGCAUUCAUACUUGUAAAGACUUGACGGAGAUCCAAGUGGCCGUGUCUGACGUCAACACCCGACACGAGGCCCUGGGCGUCGACUUGAAGGAGCGCCUGGGCCGCCAGCAGUCCUCGUUGGAGCAGAGGCAGCAGGCCAGGCGUGGUGCCGAGGAGCUGCAAAGCUGGCUGAAAGACAAAGAGAAGAACCUCGCGCAGGGACAUGCAGCCUCGCCGUCCAAGCCGGAAGUGGUGCGUGCCCAGGCCCAGGAGAACAAGGCACUGAUGUCGGAGUUGGCUGAGCAAGCCGCCAGGGUAGAGGAGCUGAAGGGAACCCUGAGGAAGCUCAUCGCCGAAAACCCCGACUCCCCCGAGGCAGACACAUGGAGGCAACAGUUGCAGGAAAUCGACUCCCGUUGGCUCUCUGCAAAUCAGACGGCGUCGCGGCGUCAGGCGGAGCUGGAGGCAUGUGCCGACCGGCUGGGCAGCUUUGCCGCGGCAGCGUCUCAGCUCGGCCCCUGGCUGCGUGAGAAGGAGUUAAUGAUGAGUGUGCUUGGCCCGCUCAGCAUCGACCCGAACAUGCUAAACACGCAGAAGCAACAAGUACAGUUCAUGCUGCGGGAGUUUGAGACCCGUCGACCGCAGUUCGACCAACUCACCCAGUCGGCCGAGGGUAUCCUCUUGCAGACACGGGACCCCAAAGAGCUGGAGGAUGUCCGGGCUCAGCUGGAGGAGGUUUCCCAGCAGUGGCGUGACCUGAUGGGCAAGCUGGACCAGCGUUCGGAGCACAUCAACCAGGCACAGGGCACCAGCGAGCGCUACCACGCGAUCCUGCGCGAGCUGUCGGCCAGCACAGCGGCGCUUGCCGAGCGUCUGGACGGCCAGGCGGAACUGAGCGCCCGACCCGAGGCCCUCAGGCAGCGCCUCCAGGAGACGGGCGAGAUCCGCUCUGAGCUGGAGAGGCGCCGAGGCGAGCUGGCCGAGGCCGAGCAGCUGUGCCAGGAGCUGAGCGCCAUCGUGGCUGAGCCUUACCUGAAAGAUGAGCUGAAGAAGAGGCUGGAAAACGUCAGCGUCCCGCUCAAGAGUUUGGAGGAACGUGCAGCGGACGGUCUGUCUCAGCUGCAGGCUGCGUUGUCCUCCACGCAGCAGUUCCAGCAGAUGUUUGAGGACGUGCGCUCGUGGCUUGACCAGCAGACGGAGCUUCGGGACUCGUCGCUGGACGCGCUGCCCUGCCGUCCCGAGGCAGUCCGUUCGCUGCUGUCAUCUGUUGCCGACCUCCAGCGCUCUGUCGCCGCCCAACGGGGCUCCUAUGAAUUGAUCCAGGCAGAGGGCGCAUCGCUGCUGGCCGCGCUCCCCACCGAUGGGGACGAGCGCACUGCCCUGCAGUCCCGCCUCACCUGCUUGCGGCAGGACUGGGAGGAUGUCAACGGGAGGGUCUCGGAGCGGGAAAACAGACUGAAAAGCACCCUGAGCAUGGCGGAAAGCUACCAGCAGCACAAGGCUGAAUUUGCGCCCUGGCUGGAUCAAUGCGAGGAGAAAGACGCGGAAAUCCAGCCGUCGCUCGACCCUGUGUGUCUGGAUGAGGCCCUACAGAAGGUCAAGGGGCUCGCCUUUGACCUGGAGAGACGACAUACGCUGCUGGAGGCCUUCAAUACAGCAGCGGAUCAGCUGCUGGAGCAGUGCUGUAUCGGAGAGGACGAGGUCCGAGACGAGAAGGCGCAGCUUAACCGGCGUAUGGACGCCCUGGGUGAGCGUCUCCUCGGUAGCACGUCGCAGCUGGAGGAGCUCUCGGGCCGCCUCAAGGAGUUUGAGGAAGGUCGGCAGGCGGUGGAGAGACGCCUGGAGGCCGCCAAGCACCAGAUCGAAGUCCAAGAGGCGCUUGGACCUCAGGCUUGUAGCGCUAAGAGCUUGGAGAGGCUGAGGAGCCAGCAGGAAAACCUAGCAUGCCUGCAGCCUCAGGUGGUCUACCUGCGCGACCUGGCACAAGGACUGGUGCAGGAUGCCCCCCAGAGGCCAGAGGGCAGCGCUGAGGGCGCGCAGAGGUUGCAGGAGCAGGCGAAACACACCCAGAACGAGUUUGAUGACGUCAGCAGCAAGCUGGAGCAGUGUUGCUCCACGCUGGAAUCGCGUCUGCACGGCGUGGGCGAGGUCCAGUCCCACGUGCGCGAUGUCUUCUCACGGCUGGCCGACCUGGACGACGAGUUGGACUCGCUGGGCCCCGUUGGACGAGACGCUGACUCCCUGGCCUCGCAGGCGGACAUGCUGGGGGGCUUCCUGUCGCGUCUGGCGGCCCUCCGCACGGAGCUGGAGACGCACGCCGCCGAGUGCACGGCCAUGUUGCGUCGCGAGGGUUCCUCGCCCGACCUGCUGGCUCUCAGGCGUGAGACAGAAGCGCUUGGUCGGCAGGCUGGAAAGCUGAGUGAACGGGGCCAAGCGCAUCUGGUGCAGAUCCAGGACGCCUCCGAGCGAGUGGGCGACUUCUACCGGCUGGUAGACGAACUGCAAGGCCUGCUGGGAGCCGCCGAGGAGGGUCUGAACACGCAGGCCCCGGUGGGCUCCGAGGUGGACGUCAUCAAGCAGCAGCUCCUCGACUUCAAGGCUCUGGAACGUGAGCAGGUGGACGGCGUUCAAGUCAAGCUGCAGCAUGUCAACGCCGUAGGCCAGGGUCUGAUCCAAAGCGCUGGCAAGAACACGGACACGCGGGCGCUGGAGCAUGACCUGGACGAAACCAACCAGAGAUGGAACUCGCUCAACAAGAGGGUGGCCGAGAGGAUCGCUCAGCUGCAGGAGGCCCUGUUGCAUUGUGGGAAAUUCCAGGAUGCCCUGGAGCCGCUGCUCAGCUGGCUGAGCGACACAGAGGAGCUGGUGGCCAAUCAGAAGCCGCCGUCGGCUGAGUACCGAGUGGUCAAGGCCCAGAUCCAAGAGCAGAAGCUUCUCCAGAGGCUGCUGGAUGACCGGCGGCCCACAGUGGAGAUGAUCCGCGCCGAGGGCGAGCGCAUCUCAUCCACCGCUGACGCUCAGGACCGAGAGAAGAUACAGAUGCAGCUGCAAAGUCUUGCCGAGAGGUGGAGCGACCUCCUGGACAAGGCCAGCUCCAGGCAAAGGCAGCUAGAAGAGCUGCAGGUGUUGGCGCUCCACUUCCACGAGGCUCUGGAGCCGCUUGGCGAAUGGCUGAGUGCCACCGAGAGGCGCGUUAGCUCCGCAGAGCCCAUGGGAACCCAGACGGCCAAGAUCAGCCAGCAGAUUGUCAAACACAAGGCCAUCCAAGAUGACGUGUGCGCCCGCGAGUCCGACGUGGCCCGCCUGCAUUCCCUUAGCCAAUCGCUGGCUCCGCUCAGCUGCGCAUCAGACCGUGAUUGGCUGGGCGAUCGGGUGGAGGCGGUGCAAUCGGGCCACGCCCAGCUUUCUGAGUGGUGUGCACGGCGGGCGGCGCUGCUGGAGCAGGCGCUGGCCAACGCUCGUCUCUUUGGAGAGGACGAGGUGGAGGUUCUCAACUGGUUGGCUGAAGUGGGCCAGCGGCUGGCGCUGGUUUCGGUGUACUGUUACCGGGCUGACGCGCUGGCCGAGCAGCACAAGCACGCGCUGUCUCUAAACGAGGAGAUUGUAAGCAGGAAGAAGACAGUGGACCAGGCCAUCAAGAACGGACAAGCACUACUCAAGCAGACCACAGGUGAAGAGGUCCUGCUGAUCCAGGAGAAGCUCGACGGCAUCAAAUCUCGCUACGCCGAGAUGACCGCGGGCAGCAGCAAAGCGCUGCGCACGCUGGAGCAGGCGCUGCAGCUGGCCACGCGAUUCGCCACCGCCCACCAUGACCUCAACCAAUGGCUCGACACCGUGGAAGCAGAGCUCAACGAUGUGGAGCCCGACGCCUCGCUCGCCUACCAGGAACGACAGAAGGAGUUGAAGAAAGUGUCAGCUGAGAAGCGGCUGGUGUUGGACACCGUCAAUGAGGUGGGCAGCGCCCUGCUGGAUCUAGUGCCCUGGCGAGCCCGCGAGGGGCUGGACCGACUGGUCGCUGACGCCAACCAGCGCUACAGACAGGCGGACGACACCAUCACGCAGCGGGUGCAGCUCGUGCAGGCCGCCAUCCAGAGGUCGCAGCAGUUCGAAGAGGCGGUGGACGCAGAGCUGGCCUGGGUUAGUGAGAUGGAGCGCAAGUUAGCAUCGCUGGGCCCGCUGAGCCUGGAGCCUGACGUGACGGUGGCCCAGCUUCAGGUCCAGAAGGCCUUCAACAUCGACAUCAUCCGCCACAAGGACACCGUGGACCAGCUGCUAGCCACCAGGGAUGACAUCCUGGAGACUUGCAGCGAAACCCAGAAGGAUGCGCUGAAGGUGAAGACCGACUCCUUGAGUGCCCGCUACGACGCUGUCAACCAGAGCCACAGCGGGCGCUUUGCGGCGCUGGAGCAGGCUCAGGUGCUGGUGGCCCGCUUCUGGGAGACCUACGAGGAACUGGAGCCGUGGCUGGGUGAGACCGAGACCCUCAUUGGGCAGCUGCCGCCACCCGCCAUCGACACGGACACCCUGCGCCUGCAGCAGGACCAGAUGAGGCUGCUGAGAGAGUCCAUCGCCGAGCACAAGCCGCACAUCGACAAACUACUGAAGAUCGGACCCCCGCUGGCCGAGCUGAGCGCCACUGAGGGCCCGCGUGUGACGCAAUGCUACGCCGAAGCCGAGCGCCGCUACCUGGCAAUUAAGGAGGAGGUGAAGAGUCGCGCGGCGCUGCUGGACGAGGCCGUGUCGCAAUCCGCUCAGCUGGUGGAGUUCCACGAUAAGAUGGACCCUCUUCUGGAGACCUUGGAGGCGGCCGUGCAGCGCCUACGUCAGCCGCCUCCGGUGGCGGCCGAGGUGGAAAAGAUCCGCGAGCAGUUGGCCGAGCACCGGGCGCAGGGUCUGGAGCUGGACAAACUGCUGCCCAGCUUCUCCGCCCUCUGCGCCCGAGGAGAGGAACUCAUCAGCCGGGCGGCCCACGAUGAUCCAGCUGCCCAGGCCGUUCAUUCCCGCCUACUGCGCCUGCGCUCAUUGUGGGACGAGAUUCGCCAGCGUGCCGAGGAGCGCGAGAGCAAACUCAACGACGUGCUAGACCUGGCCAGCAAGUUCUGGGCAGACAUGGCGGCGUUGUUGAGCACGCUGCGCGACUCGCAGGACAUCGUCAAGGAGUUGGAGGACCCUGGCGUGGACCCCUCACUCAUCAAGCAGCAGAUCGAGGCCGCCGAGGCCAUCAAGGCGGAGACGGACGGCCUGAGGGAGGAACUGGAGUUUGUCAGGACCCUCGGGGCCGACCUCAUCUUCGCCUGCGGAGAAACCGAGAAACCCGAAGUUAAGAAGACCAUUGACGAGAUGAACGGCGCUUGGGAAGGUCUGAACCGGACGUGGCGAGAAAGGAUGGAGAGGCUGGAUGAGGCCAUGAGCGCCUCCGUGCAGUACCAGGAUUCACUGCAGUCCAUGUUCGACUACUUGGACAACGCGGUGAUCAAACUGUGCGAAAUGACAACAGUGGGCACUGACCUGGGAACAGUCAAACAUCAGAUUGAGGAGCUCAAGCAGUACAAAGUGGACGUGUACCAGCAGCAGAUCGACAUGGAGAAGCUGUGCCACCAGGGGGAGCUGCUGCUGAAAAAGGUUUCAGACCAGACAGACCGUGAUAUGAUCCAGGAGCCGCUGACCGAGCUGCGCCACCUGUGGGACAAUUUGGGGGACAAGAUCACCCAGAGACAGCACAAGCUGGAGGCUGCCCUGCUGGCCCUGGGUCAGUUCCAGCACGCCCUGUCUGAACUGCAGGCCUGGCUGAGCCACACAUACACCACCCUGGACACCCAGCGACCAAUCAGCUCAGACCCCAAGGCCAUCGAAAUCGAACUGGCCAAACAUCAUGUUUUGCGCAACGACGUGCUGUCCCACCAUGCCACGGUGGAGGCCGUCAACGCAGCGGCCGGCGAGCUCCUGGAGUCGUCCCCGGGAGACGAAGCCAGCCACCUGAGGGAACAACUAGACCAGCUCAACCACAGCUGGCAAAACCUCUUGCUCAAGACGCAGGAGCGGCAGAAGUUGCUCGAAGCCGCCUUGCACCAGGCGGAGGGCUUCCAUGGGGAACUGGAGGAGUUCCUCCAGUGGAUGAGGCGCACAGAGAGCCAGCUGUCUGCAGCCAAGCCCACUGGAGGCCUCCCCGAGACAGCCAGGGAGCAGCUGGAGCAGCACAUGGAGCUCCAAGGCCAGCUGACUCUGCGGGCCGAUCAGUACAACCGGUUACUGAAUGCUGGAGAAUCCAUGCUUCUGGCUCGCGGUGGAGAGGACGCCGGACCGGGAACCACCCAGACCCAGCAAAACCUGGCCAUGCUGCAGAACAAGUGGGCCAGCCUCAACACCAAGAUGGACGACCGCCGGGCCAAGCUGGAGGAGGCUCUCUCGCUGGCGACGACUUUUCAGACUUCCCUGCAGGACACCAUCAACUGGCUGACGCAGGCGGAGCAGACCCUCAACAUGGCCCAGCCGCCCAGCCUCCUCCUGGAUACGGUCCUCUUCCAGAUCGAUGAGCACAAGGUUUUUGUCAACGAGGUGAACACGCACCGCGAGCAGGUCCUGGCCCUGGAGAAGUCCGGUUCGCAGUUGCGCUUCGCCAGCUUGAAACAGGACGUAGUCAUCAUCAAGAACCUGUUGCUGAGCGUUCAGGCCCGCUGGGACAAGCUGGUCCAGAGGUCUCUAGACCGCGGGCGGCACCUGGACGAGGCUCGCAAGAGGGCCAAGCAGUUCCACGAGGCUUGGAGGAAGCUGACCGAUUGGCUGGAGGAGGCAGAGAAUCGAUUGGACUCGGAACUGGAGAUCCCCAACGAACCGGACAAGAUCAAAGUCCAGCUGACCAAACACAAGGAGUUCCAGAAGGCGCUGGGCUCCAAGCAGCCCGUCUACGACACCACGGUGAGGUCUGGCCGGGCCAUGCGUGAUAAAGCUCAGCUGCCGGCCGACACCCAGAAACUGGACCAUCUGGUGGGCGAAGUCCGCGACAAAUGGGACACAGUCUGUGGGAAGAGCGUGGAGAGGCAACACAAGCUGGAGGAGGCUUUGCUGUUCUCGGGUCAGUUUGCCGAGGCCCUCCAGGCUCUGGUAGACUGGCUGUACCGUGUGGAGCCUCAGCUGGCUGAAGAUCUGCCUGUGCAUGGUGACCUGGACCUGGUUUCUAACCUCAUGGACUCUCAUAAGGCCUUCCAGAAAGAGAUGGGCAAAAGGACGGGGAGCAUUCAGGCCUUGAAGCGCUCCGGCCGAGAACUCAUGGAGACAGGUCGGGACGACACGGCAUGGGUCAAAGUUCAGCUGCAGGAGCUGAGCAACCGCUGGGAGACGGUGUGUGCUUUGUCCGUCACAAAGCAGACGCGACUACAGCAGGCACUCAAACAGGCUGAGGAAUUCCGCACGGCGGUGCAGAUGCUACUGGAGUGGCUGUCCGAGGCCGAGCAGAGCCUUCGCUUCCGCGGUGUCCUUCCCGAGGAGGCAGAGACCCUCCAGGCAUUGUUGCACACCCACCGCCAAUUCAUGGGCACCGUGGAGGAGAAGAGGGCAGAGGUCAACCAGGCAGCGGGCAUGGGCGAGGCCAUCCUCACCCUGUGCCACCCGGACUCCAUUACCACCAUCAAGCACUGGAUCACGAUCAUCCGGGCGCGCUUUGAAGAGGUGCUGACGUGGGCCAAGCAGCACGAGCAGCGUCUGGAGGCGGCACUGACCGAGGUUCUGAACAACGCCAACCUGCUGGAGGAGCUGCUGUCGUGGCUACAGUGGGCCGAGACAACCCUGGCGCAGAGAGACAUGGAGCCCCUCCCACAGGACAUCCCUCAAGUCAAAGGACUCAUUACAGAACACCAGAUGUUCAUGGAGGAGAUGACAAGAAAGCAGCCGGACGUGGACAAAGUGACCAAAGGUUAUAAAAGGAAACCCGCUGAACCUCCCAGCAGUCUGGCGGAGAGGAGAGGCCGGCGACAACAACAACAACAACAGCAGCAGCAGCAUCAUCAUCAGCAUCAUCAUCAUCAUCAGGCCUCGAUGCAAGUUUCAGGGACCAACCCACGACUCAAUCAGCUGUGUGCACGCUGGCAGCAAGUUUGGCUUCAGGCGCUGGACCGCCAGCGAAAACUCAACGACGCUCUGGACAGGUUGGAGGAGCUCAAAGAGUUUGCCAACUUCGACUUUGACGUGUGGCGGAAGAAGUACAUGCGCUGGAUGAACCACAAGAAGUCGCGGGUCAUGGACUUCUUCCGCCGCAUCGACAAGGAUCAGGACGGGAAGAUCACGCGGCAGGAGUUCAUCGACGGCAUCCUGGCGUCCAAGUUCCCCACCAGCAAGUUGGAGAUGACGGCGGUGGCGGACAUUUUCGACAGAGACGGUGACGGCUACAUCGACUAUUAUGAAUUUGUGGCCGCCCUGCAUCCCAACAAGGAUGCCUACAGACCAACCACGGAUGCCGAUAAGAUUGAGGACGAGGUGACUCGGCAGGUGGCUCAGUGUAAGUGUGCCAAGCGUUUCCAGGUGGAGCAAAUAGGGGAGAACAAAUACCGGUUCUUCCUCGGAAACCAGUUCGGCGACUCGCAGCAGCUCCGUCUGGUGCGCAUCCUACGCAGCACCGUCAUGGUGCGGGUGGGCGGAGGCUGGAUGGCUCUGGACGAGUUCCUGGUCAAGAACGAUCCGUGUCGAGUUCAACAUCCCGGACUUAAGAUCCUUCGCUCUGACUCCAGUAGCUCCAUCUCAUCCCGUAUAGUGGCAGUCACUCCAGGCUAUUUCUGCUGCAGAGCACGCGGGCGUACCAACCUGGAGCUCCGAGAGAAGUUCAUCCUUCCCGAAGGGACGCCGCAAAGCGUGUGCGCCUUCCGCUCGCGCGGCCGCCGCUCCAAGCCCGGCUCCCGCAAUGCCUCGCCCACCCGCUCCUCGUCCUCGGCCUCCCACAGCGGCGCCUCGGCACCCUCCACGCCGGCCACGCCGACCGCAUCGGCCUCAACUAGGUCAUCACACACUCACUCUCGCGACUACGCCAAGCCGUGGUUGACGCAUAGUAAAAGUGCGUCGGCGACCAAGUGUCAGUGCUGCCCGGAUGUCAGCGGGGACGAGGGGGCGUCGUCGGGCUCCAAGCUGAAGCGUCCGACCUUCCAUUCCAGUCGCGGCUCACUGACAGGUGAAAACGGCGGGUCGACGCACGCCGCCAAACGAAGUGAUCCGAAGCGAGCCGGGUCUUCGGCGAGCGGUCCCACUAGCCGUGCGGGCAGCCGCGCCAGCAGUCGUCGAGGGAGCGACGCGUCCGAUGCCUCGGAGCUGCAGGACUCUCGCUCUGUCUGCUCAGACGCGUCCGACACCCCGCGGAGGCCCGGCGGUGGCGCCAAACCCUCCAAGAUCCCCACCAUCAGCAAGAAGACCCCUAGUCCCAAACCACCCACGUCCAGCAAGAAAUAAAACAAGGGUGGGGGGAGGGGGGAAUGUCUUCCUUUCGCACGGUGGCGGCCCUCUCUCAUCGGUUGCUGGCAUCCCAUUUUGUCUCGGAUAACAAUUUGGGAGAGGCCGUUUUGCAAGCUUCUAGGCGUGUGUGUCACUGCAGCAAGAAAUCAGACAAACAAGAAAAUGGUCUAAAAUGGGGGACCAAAAAAAAACAAAAAACUUUGGCUUGGAGGCUAGCAAAUAUGCAACAUGUGACACCACGCGGAACACUCAGGGGAAUGCAGGGGCCGCCACCCAGAUUGAGGGCAACCUCACCACCACCACCACCAACCGGGACAGGGGCGGCUGCCCCACUUUGGCCUUGCCCCACCCCCAAAAAAAAAAAAAAAUCCCCACAAUGGUGGCGGUGCACCACAAGGAGCACUACCUGGCUUCCAUCCAAGCGAUGGCGCUCGUGGGUCAUUUCCCUUUUGUUGCAACACUCGACUGGGAGACAGUUUGACAGCGUAAGCGAGGCUGGACGACAGCUGUAUGCCUUACCGCAAAUGUAGGUCGGAAUUUUGACACUUCUCCCAACUUGGUUGGACUGAAACACCAGGAAGGACACAAACAAAAUAAAAGUCACCUCUUGGCUCUCAACCGAAACUUCCAACACCAGGAUGGACAUGCAAAAAAAAAAAUGUUUUUUCGAAUGCACUCUGGCCUUUUCUCACCGCUUUCCCUGCGAAACAACAUACAUUUGGCAGGAGGGGGUGUGGGGGUGGGGGUGAAGUCAUCGAGGCAUUUUUCUGCCCUAACCGAGGCUGGGCAAUUCCGGGACACUAUAACCCUUCUUCUGCCAUUUAAAGCUGCUCUUGUAAUACAACUUUGCCGCUCAGGUGGCGCUAGCGAGUCAUUACGGAAGGGGGAGCUUUGUCGACAAAGUUUCAUGCCUGUAA
This is a messenger RNA of Hippocampus comes (tiger tail seahorse), 28501 nucleotides long. RefSeq names its product microtubule-actin cross-linking factor 1-like. NCBI's taxonomy places the organism in Eukaryota, Metazoa, Chordata, Actinopteri, Syngnathiformes, Syngnathidae. Gene Ontology annotation, molecular function: structural molecule activity; microtubule binding; calcium ion binding. Gene Ontology annotation, cellular component: intermediate filament; cytoplasm; membrane. The transcript has 120 exons. Gene Ontology annotation, biological process: wound healing; intermediate filament cytoskeleton organization. The record is from RefSeq and is a predicted model, not a curated record. The coding region runs from base 444 to 27581 and encodes 9045 amino acids.